AUGCUUUUCAGAAACUAUCGACUGGCUCUGUUGUCCGCAAUUUCUGUAUCAAUUCACGCGCUCGUUGCAGAGAGCCUCACAACUGUUUUGACUACACCUCCCGGCAGCAUAACUACAGAGGCUCCGCUGUCUCCUGUCAGUACACCUGGCCCGCUUCUUCCACCGCCCGUGACAAAUAACUCCGUUUUCCAAUGUUGGUCAACAUGGAACUCAGCAAGGAAUGAGGAGAUAUGGGCAGACGAAAACCGCACUCCAGUCAUAAUUUCAUCCACAACAAGCGUAUCAAGCUAUCUCUCCUGGGACACAUCAGCAUCUUUCACGACACUUUGCGACGGCUUCCCACGCGCAGUGAACCCCCCAGUCGCUACAAAGCUGGUCUGGACCACGACGACAGACUACAACGCCAGCCGUACGGAGUGGCAUCGACCGCCGCAGACCUUCCCCAGCAUCGACUGCAACAUCUGCAACUACUGCUCCGGCUGCGACGCCAUCCACCAGUUUGUCACCUAUUCCAAGUCUCUCUGGUCGCAACAGCCAGAGCCCCGCACGCCAUCGACAUUCGACCAGCGCAUCUACUGCUCCAAGGGGACGCCCACGCCCAUCAAGACACAAACACCAGUGCCCUUCCCCACAGCACCCAACGACGGCAACUGCAUCAUCCGAGCCGACAGCGACAAAGGCACCCUCUUCUACUGGCCCGUCACCACCGUGUCUGGCGACUUCUGCGCGCAGAACGGGACGACCGUGAAGGCUUCCCCAACCGCCAGCGACGGCAGUCCCAACACCGCAAUCUACAACGGCAUGACGCUCACGUCCCCGACGGCCGUCCUCAUCAUCGACGCAGCGUCCGCCCAGAUCCGUGUCUCGAGCAGGAAGAAGAGCUGGAUCCGCACGGGCACCUACACGUCCAACACGCUGUCGCUGCACCCGACUGCGAUAUCCUCCGUCGACCACCGGCCGGGCAAACUCGCUGUCGGGUCGAUUUUGCCGUCGUACUCGUUCAACUUCGAGGACUUGAACACCGUGCCGCAGCAGAAGUACUGGACGGCGCACUGCAAGCACAGCGGCUCGUACGACUGCUCGAGGAUGUGGGAAGCGUACGUGCCCAUGGUCGCGAUUCCGGAGGAAUUCACGAGGCUGAAUAAGGAGAUCGAGUUCUGCACUGCUUGGGGGAGCAUUGAGCCUAUUCCUGUUGCCAUCACGGCUGGCGUGAGUACGAGUGUCAGUGUGACGGCGACGGGGUGGGUGGCUCAGAGCACAGAGGCGGAUUUGGAGUUUGUUGCGGAGAAGGCUGUGGGGAGUAAGGAUGGGUGGUGA
Messenger RNA from Aaosphaeria arxii CBS 175.79, 1317 nucleotides. RefSeq lists its product as uncharacterized. The coding region runs from base 1 to 1317 and encodes 438 amino acids. The record is from RefSeq and is a predicted model, not a curated record. NCBI's taxonomy places the organism in Eukaryota, Fungi, Ascomycota, Dothideomycetes, Pleosporales. The transcript is spliced from 3 exons.